Molecule: messenger RNA, 2508 nt
Organism: Polyodon spathula (Mississippi paddlefish)
Lineage: Eukaryota; Metazoa; Chordata; Actinopteri; Acipenseriformes; Polyodontidae
Gene: ilf3a
Product: interleukin enhancer binding factor 3a
Exons: 17
Coding region: 16-2493 (825 amino acids)
Cellular component (GO): precatalytic spliceosome
Molecular function (GO): single-stranded RNA binding; double-stranded RNA binding
Source: RefSeq, a predicted model, not a curated record
GGGGACGGUAGCUGGAUGGGUUGGCGGGCCGCUUGUUAUAGCAAGCCGCGGAGCACACUGAAUCGCGAAGCGGGAGUUUCUGCUGCGGGGCUGUGGGCAAUGGGCAGAGUUUGCGGUGGUCAGAAAAGGGGUGGUAAGGCAAACCGAGUCGAGCUGGGGCCAGUGCCGGCUUGGGACGAGCGGCUGGCGUACGAGGAACUCCUUUACUGGGACAGUCUGGUUCACCUCGGCGGGCGCCUUCACCCACAAGACUACAAUAGAUACGAAGAACUGCGCUACUGGUACGGCUGCGUGUGUUACGAAGAGGAUCUCCGACUGUAUCAGCAUUACACAGCACCCUUACCCAGACGGGACCCCCAGGAAGGAACCUCCGAAUCAGAGUCAGCCAUGUCUCCUCCCUUUCGGCAGCGCCCCAUCCGCAUCUUCGUGAACGACGACCGCCACGUCAUGGCGAAGCACUCGGCCGUGUACCCCACUCAGGAGGAGCUGGAGGGGGUGCAGAACAUGGUGUCCCACUCGGAGCGUGCUCUCAAAGCCGUGUCAGACUGGCUGGACGAGCAGGAGAAGGGGCCCCCGAAGACUGCCGAGCCGCAGGAGCAGGGGGAGGCGGGCGCCGAGGAAGAGAAGGAGGGGGACGAGCCAGAGGAGACCCCUGAGCAGAGGGCUGCAGACCAGGCUACCAGGACCCUGCGAGGAGUGAUGAGGGUGGGGCUCGUGGCAAAGGGCCUCCUCUUGAAAGGGGAUUUAGAUUUGGAGCUGGUCCUCCUCUGCAAGGAUAAACCCACCAUCACUUUGCUGAAGAAAGUGGCUGAAAACCUGGCUGUGCAAAUCUCGACCGUCACAGAGGAGAAGUACGAGAUCAUACAGUGCAUCAGAGAAGCCUCCAUCGUGGUCAAGAGUACGAAGGAGCCUCUGCUGACCCUCACCAUUCACCUGACCUCCCCGGUGGUGCGAGAGGAGGCAGAGAAGCAGGCUGCUGGAGAAACGCUAACAGUCAACGAUCCUCCGGAUGUUCUGGACAGGCAGAAAUGCCUUACUGCCUUGGCGUCCCUCCGACACGCCAAGUGGUUUCAGGCCAGGGCAAACGGACUGAAGUCUUGCGUCAUCGUCAUCCGCAUCCUGAGAGAUCUGUGUUCCCGAGUCCCCACCUGGGCCCCACUCAAAGGAUGGCCCCUGGAGCUGCUGUGUGAGAAGGCGAUUGGAACUGGGAACCGACCAAUGGGGGCAGGGGAAGCUCUUCGCAGAGUUCUAGAGUGCCUUGCUUCAGGAAUCCUCAUGGCAGAUGGUCCUGGCCUCGCUGACCCCUGUGAAAAGGACACCACUGAUGCCAUCAGCCACCUGGACAGGCAGCAGAGGGAGGACAUCAGCCAGAGUGCUCAGGUGAGCUUUUCUUCCACUGAUGUCAUCCUCCAUUUGACCAGAAAGCAGAGGGAGGAAGUGACCCAGAGUGCUCAGCAUGCCUUGCGGUUGGCAGCUUUCGGACAGCUUCACAAAGUGCUAGGGAUGGAUCCUUUGCCUUCCAAGCUGCCCAGAAGAGUAAAAACAGAUGCCCCAAUCGAUUACACUGUUCAAAUCCCCCCCAGCACCACCUACAUGCCCCCAAUGAAACGGCCAAUGGAGGAGGAAGACAUGGGAGACGACAAAAGCCCCAACAAGAAGAAAAAGAAGCUGCAGAAAAAAGCCCCCGAAGAGAAGAUGGAGCCUCCUCAGGCCAUGAACGCCCUGAUGAGGCUUAACCAGCUGAAGCCAGGCCUCCAGUACAAACUCCUGUCCCAGACCGGCCCUGUGCACGUCCCGGUCUUCACCAUGGCCGUCGAGGUUGACGGCAAGACCUUCGAAGCAUCCGGACCCUCCAAAAAGACAGCGAAGCUCCACGUGGCCGUCAAGGUUCUACAGGACAUGGGUCUGCCGACGGGGAUAGAGGUGAAAUGUGCAGAUCCUGUUAAAGUGGAUGAGGUGGUGAAUGACGUGGUUAUGAAGCCUGCUUUUGCAGCUCCGGCAGUCGCUGUGGAAGCAGUCGAUACUGCGGCGCAGAAUCCCGAGCCUGGGGACGGCACAGAGAACGCACGGCAGCAGGGCCCUAUCCUGACCAAGCAUGGGAAGAACCCAGUGAUGGAGCUGAACGAGAAGAGGCGAGGGCUGAAGUACGAGCUGAUUUCUGAGACGGGAGGCAGCCACGACAAGCGCUUCGUCAUGGAGGUUGAAGUGGACGGUGUGAAGUUCCAAGGUGCAGGUUCCAAUAAGAAGGUGGCGAAGGCGUAUGCUGCUCUGGCUGCCCUGGAAAAACUCUUCCCCGAGGGCCCAACAAUGGACGUGAAGAAGAAGAAGCCCCCUCCAAUGCACAAUGCUGGGUUUGGUUUGAUGGGAGGGCCUCCAGCAGACGGCUCCAUGAACCCCCGGGGCCGAGGCAGAGGCCGUGGCCGAGGGAGGGGCAGAGGCUUCAACAACGCUGGUGGAUACAACCAAGGUGAGGAAGCGGCAGAGGUGUGGUAAAAGCCACGUGAAUAA